Molecule: messenger RNA, 3811 nt
Organism: Otolemur garnettii (small-eared galago)
Lineage: Eukaryota; Metazoa; Chordata; Mammalia; Primates; Galagidae
Gene: SFI1
Product: SFI1 centrin binding protein
Exons: 30
Coding region: 26-3721 (1231 amino acids)
Molecular function (GO): phosphatase binding
Source: RefSeq, a predicted model, not a curated record
GGGGAAGGUAAAGACUUUUUUGUUCAUGAAGAAUCUGAUUACUAAGAAGUGCCUAUCAAGCCACUGGUUGAAUUUCCAUGAAAAAGUGAUUAAGCAGGGAAUGGAGAAAAAGGUUGAUUUCUGGUCUUUUAGGGAUGGAGCAAGUCAAUUACUGCAAGAUGGUGCUGUUAAGAAACCUUAUUCUCCAAAGAUACUGUCCAAAAAGAAGCCUUCUGCAUUCUCUGGGAUCCGGAGGAAGGUACCUGGUGCCAGUCUCCAAGUGCAAUCUCAUGCCUCACGUACUUGGACCCGACAGGGCCGCUUAAAGGAGUUGCACAUCAGAUGCGUGGCCAGAAAGUUCUUAUAUUUGUGGAUUCGAAUGACUUUUGGAAGAGUAUUCCCCUCUAAAGCCAGAAAAGCCAUUUGCCAUUUGCUUUUUUGGCUUCACAGAUACUACUUGUACAACCUGAUGUUCCAGACCUGGAAGACCUACAUACAUCAGCAGCAGAAGAUGAGGGACAAGUACAUCAGAGCUGCAGGCCAUUAUGCAAAGCAAAAGAUGCGACAGGCCUGGAAGUCCUGGUUGAUCUACGUGGUUGUUCGUAGGACCAAACUUCAGAUGCAGGCCACCGCUCUGGAGUUUAGGCAAAGGAGUAUCUUAAGGAUGUGGUGGAGCAAGUGGAGGCGGCAGCUAGAACAGAUCCAGGGGAGCCAUGCUCUCUAUGCCUCCGCUGUGAAGCACAGGGCCCUCAGCCUCCAGCUGCGGGCUUGGUCACGGUGGCGAGAACAGCUUCUGCAUGACCAAACAGAGAAAGAGAAGGUCAUCUCUGCAGUGAAACACCAUCAGCACUGGCAGAAGCGGAGAGUGCUGCAAGCCUGGCUUGAAUACUUACAAGUUCGCAGAAUGAAGAGGCAGCAGAACGAGAUGGCUGAGCGAUUCUAUCACGUCACUGUGCUCCAGAUACACUUCAGUGGUUGGCAAAGGGCCUGGGAGCAGAGAGAGAGCUUGUAUGCCCACCAUGCCCAGGUGGAGGAUCUAGCCAGGAGGAUGAUGCUGCGGCGGGCCUUUAUACACUGGAAACAUUACGUGCUGCUGUGUGCCGAAGAAGUUGCCCAGUGUAUGAUGGCAGAAGAGCACUAUAGGCUCACCCUGCUGUGUUUUUGCUUUCGAGCCUUAAAACACAACGUGACCCAUGCCCAUAUCCAUCGAAUAAAAAGGAAUCUUGCUCACCAGCAACAUGGAGUCAUGGUGAGAGUCAUCUUCUGUUAUCAAGGGGCCUCUUUUAUUGAUGUACCUUGGUGUCCUUUGCUUUAUUUCAGGAUAACAUUGCUGUGCAAGUGUAUCAGAUUGUGGUUGCAGUAUACUCGGAGGAGGCGAGACAAGCAGCUGCUACAGGCCAGAGCAGAUGGUCACUUCCAGCAGAGAGCCUUGCCUGCUGCCUUCCACACUUGGAACAGACUCUGGCGAUGGAGCCAGCAGGAAAGUGUCCUCAAUGCAAGUGCAGCACGGUUUCACAGGGUGACGUUGGAGAAGCAAAUAUUUGCUAUCUGGUUGCAGAAGAUGUUUCUACAUCGAGAAAAUCGUUUGGCAGAGAGAAUGGCCAUCCUUCAUGCAGAGCGGCAGCUUCUGCAUAGGUUCUGGUCCACGUGGUGCCAGCAGGCAGCAGCACGUCACCAGGAGUGCGAGUGGCGAGCAAUGGCCUUUGCCCACCACCAGCGCAGACUGCUCAGGAGCGCUUUCUGCAUCUGGAGGGAAACUGCCCAAGUGCUCAGAACAGAGAGGAUGGGCAGGGUGCAGGCGGCAGAAUUCUACUCAGCACAGCUCCUGCGUUGGUCCUGGAACCAGUGGAGGGAGUGCCUGGCCCUGUGUAGACUGGAGCGGCGGAAGCUGCAUCUAGCAGAUCUGCAUUACCAGCAACGCCUGCUGCACAGGGUGCUGCGGACCUGGGUGACUUACCAGGGCAAGGUGCGGCAUGUCCUACAGCAGGUAGCAGCCAGGGAGAGCCAGCACAACAGGCAGCUGCUGCGGGGUGUGUUACAUCGCUGGAAAGGGAACACUGUGGCCCGUGUGGAUGAAGCCAGGAAAACUUCCCAAGCCCGUGCUCACUACAGAAGGACUCUGUGUUCCAAGGUCCUGGUCCAGUGGCAGGAGAAUGCAUCAGUGCAGAUUUAUUACCAACAGCAGGAGGACUGUGCCGUCAGGGAGGCCCGGAAGAUCCUGGACAGGGGCUGUCUCCGGACCUGGUUUCAUUGCUGGUGGGACCGCAGCCAGAGGACAGCCCAGCAGAGAGUCCAGCUGGAGAGGGUGGCCCAGUAUCACCAGCAGUGGCUACUGCUGAAGUGCAUGGCCCAGUGGAAGACGCACCAUCUUGGGUGUGUCAGGAAAAAGCUCCUGCAGCAGCAGGGCACUCACUUCUUGGCACACAGACUCUUCCGGGCCUGCUUCUACCAGUGGACACAGCAGCUGGUGACCAGGAGGCAGGAGCAGCAGGCAACAGCUCGGGCCCUGUGGUUCUGGGCCUUCUCACUCCAGGCAAAGGUAUGGGCUGCAUGGCUGGGCUUUGUGCUGGAGAGGAGGAGGAAGAAGGCACGGCUAGAGCAGGCGGUACAGGCCUACCGUGGGCAGCUCCUCCGGGAGGGCACCACACGCCUCCUGCGCUUCGCAACUGCUACAAAGGCUUUCAGGCAGCAGCUGCAGGCCCAGCUGCAGGUCAAGGCGGCCCACAGCCUCCACCGGGUAGUCCGUCGCUGUGCCAUGCUCUGGAAACAGAAGGUGCUGGGCCGCAGUGGAGAGCCUCAGCGUCCAGCACCAGUCGCAGCCAGUAUGAGAGUGACAUUUGAGGGUCCCCUUCUCGACCAAGCUGUUGCUGGUGCUGGGGACGCCACCCUGGAAACCAAAAGGCCCCGAGUUCUUCAACCUCAGGGAGCCCUGGGCAGCCUGGCCACAAGAGAGCCCCACGUCCAGGAGCUCAGUGCUGCCCGCUCAGCGAGGAAACAGCCGAGGCGCCCACGCUUCCUGUUGGAGCCCAUGCAAAGCCAAUGGUCCCUGGGGUGUGGCAUCCUUGGAAGGCAGGGGGGUGAGAAGCUGCAAGAGUGUAGCCUAAGCUUGACCAAAGCAGCAGGCCCUUCUCUGACGAGUGCUGUCCUGACAGAGGCUUCAAAAGCACCAGCCCCAAGGAGUCCCCUGCCUGGGGCCCUGUCAAGUGCCCCUGGCCCAAAGCUGCCCCCCACUGCAAGUACAGGCUCGGAGCUGCUGCUGUUACCUCCUUCCUCCUUUAUGCCCCGUGGGGCCGAAGCAGCAGCCAGGGUAUCAGCACAGCCAACUACCCCCAGGCCAAAGCCCCAGGCCCCCCAAUCUUUGACUUGUGUCCCUGACCCCCAUCUGCUCCUCCCUGGGAACUUUACGGACACCAGGGCUAGGCCUGGGCCUACCUCUGAAGCUGCAGGCUGUAUGGAUCUGGAGGCCGAACUUGAGGGGAUCCAGCAGCAGUUACAGCAUUACCAGGCUACCAAGCAGAACCUCUGGUCCUGUCAGCGGCAAGCCAGGAGCUUGCGCAGGUGGCUGGAGCUCAGCCGAGAGGAGCCCAGGCCCGAGGACCAGGAAAUGGAGCUGCGGGUACAGGAGGAGUUGGAGGAGGUGGAGCAGCAGAUUCAGCAGCUGACCGAGGAGCUCCAGGCACAGCGCCAGCCCAUCAGCUCCUACGUUGGCCGCAUCCAGGCCCUGCGGCGUACCUUGUGCUAGUGUCUUUGCUUCAGGCCUCCUCUAAGAACAGACUGCAGAGCCACACUGGGUUUUAGCUUUUUAUUUCAAAAUGUUUUGCAAUUAAAUGAA